AUGGAUAAGGAGAAAUGUUUGGUCUGGUACCUUAAAGGGAAGAUAGGUGGAUAUCAGGCCUUAAUCCGCCAAGAUGACCGUGGGUCAAAAAGGCAAGUGGUGGGCUUCACCGCUGCCAGGAUUUUGUCAGCCUUCUCCUGGGAGAGCCGGCUGAAACAGUGUGAAGCAAGACUGGACCUGAAGACAGACAAGGGGCUUCUAUUGACCCCUACCCUGUUUUCUGUUUUUACAGAAGCCUUUGAGAUGGUUGUACGACAUGCAAGAAACUACACUAAUACCAUGUUCAGAAACUCUUACCGCAACAUGGCUGCCAAGGCUUUUAAAUUCGUGGGAGAAUUUUUUACUGACAUCUCUCUGUAUAUCCUGGGCUCGGACAUUAAUGUCAAUGACAUGAUAAAUGAGUUCUUUGAUAGCUUGUUCCCUCUAGUCUACCCACACCUAAUUAACCCAGGCUUCCCUGAUCCUUCUCUGGAAAUGACUGAGUGCCUCCGGCUAGCAAGGCGAGACCUGAAGGUAUUUGGAAAUUUCCCCAAGGUCAUGAUGACACAAGUGUCAAAGUCUCUGCAAGUGACUCGAGUCUUCCUUCAGGCACUCAACCUUGGCAUAGAGGUGGUCAACACCACCGACCAUUUGAAAUUCAGCAAGGACUGUGGGCGAGCUCUUUUGAAAAUGUGGUACUGUCCCCACUGCCAGGACCUCAUGAUGGCCAAGCCAUGUGCCGGAUUCUGCAAUGUUGUCUUGCAAGGGUGCCUUGCCAGUGUGGUAGAGAUAGACAGUUACUGGCGAGAAUACCUCCGAUCUUUAGAAGGCUUAGCGAAAGGCAUGCGGAGCAUCUAUGACAUGGAGCACGUACUUCUCAACCUCUUCUCCUUGAUACGGGACUCAAUUAUGUACAUGCAGAAAAACGCAGAGAAGCUGGCUGUAACGAUCGGCAAGCUGUGUGGACAUUCCCAGCAGAGACAGUACAGGUCAGCUUGGUAUCCAGAGGAUCUUUUUGUUGACAAGAGAGUAAUGAGGGCUGCCCACGUGGAUCACGAAGAAACCUUGUCCAGCAGAAGGAGGGAACUCAUCACAAAACUAAGAAUGCACAGCAGUUUUUAUAGCAGUCUGCCGGAGUACAUCUGUAGCCACAGCUCUGUGGUGCAAAACAACACCCUUUGCUGGAAUGGUCAAGAAAUCGUAGAAAGGUGA
Gekko japonicus is the source of this 1191-nucleotide messenger RNA. RefSeq names its product glypican-3-like. Gene Ontology annotation, cellular component: extracellular region; plasma membrane; cell surface. The record is from RefSeq and is a predicted model, not a curated record. Gene Ontology annotation, biological process: cell migration; regulation of protein localization to membrane; positive regulation of canonical Wnt signaling pathway. NCBI's taxonomy places the organism in Eukaryota, Metazoa, Chordata, Lepidosauria, Squamata, Gekkonidae. Bases 1 to 1191 code for a protein of 396 amino acids. The transcript has 5 exons.